CGCGUCGCGUCAACAUGUUGUAUAUCAUGCGCCGACAACAUCGUCCAUCGAACCUUAUACAGACCAUGACAAUUUUUCCGCCUCUAAAAGACAUGUCGAUCCAACGGAUGUGAUUUCGCACCUGCCCUGGCGAGGGUGAGAUCGUCUUCGAAACAAAUCCCCGCUCGUUUCAUCUGCAAGAAACAAAUGAUCUCCAUAUGGGCAUGGUUUAGGGCAUACUUGAGGCAGGAACGACUGACGACUAUAUAAUGGAGCUCGAGAUGACUACCCACUGCCAUUAUUUCACGCUUCAUUCUUCUCAUUGUCAUCUCUUCUAUUCUCGACUUCUCUUCAAUUCUCAAGAUGCAUCUUCCUUCGCUUCUUCUUGCCGCUGGUUCGGCAAGUGUUGUUCUUUCUCAGCCUCUUACUCGUCUCAGCCAACGUUCAAGCAAGCUUCAAUUUGUCGGCAUCAAUGAGUCCGGGCCUGAAUUUGGCGAGGCAAACAUCCCUGGCACCUACGGAACUGAUUACACCUGGCCCGACCUUUCUACCAUCAGCACCUUUGUCAACAAGGGUAUGAACACCUUCCGUGUCAACUUCUUGAUGGAACGACUGGUACCUAACGAGAUGACCGGCUCGCUGGAUGCCGCAUAUCUCGGCAACCUGACUGAGACCGUGAAUGGUAUCACCAAACUCGGUGCCUAUGCCAUCAUCGUCCCUCACAACUACGGUCGCUACAAUGGCGAGAUCAUCACGUCAACCGAGGAUUUUGCUGCGUUCUGGAAGACGGUCGCUGCUGAAUACAAGGAUAAUGACAAGGUCAUUUUUGACACUAACAACGAAUUCCAUGAUGAGUCUUCUACUCUUGUUGCUCAACUCAAUCAAGCUGCCAUCACUGCCAUCCGCUCUGCUGGUGCUACAUCGCAGUACAUCACCAUCGAGGGCAAUGCUUACACCGGUGCUUGGACUUGGACCACCACUCAGGGCACCGAUGGCAAGACCAAUGGCGAAACCAUGGGCUCUCUGACCGACACUGUCGAAGACAAGCUCAUCUAUCAGAUGCAUCAAUACCUUGACUCCGUACGCAUCCCUCUACCCCCACUCCCCAUCACUCGUAGCUGAUACAUCGCACAGGACGGCUCCGGCACUUCUUCAACCUGCGUUUCCCAAACCAUUGGCAGUGAACGCCUUCAAGCCGCAACAACCUGGCUUCGUGACAACAAGAA
This is a messenger RNA of Aureobasidium pullulans EXF-150, 1205 nucleotides long. RefSeq names its product glycoside hydrolase. Gene Ontology annotation, molecular function: hydrolase activity, hydrolyzing O-glycosyl compounds. Gene Ontology annotation, biological process: glucan catabolic process. The transcript has a single exon. NCBI's taxonomy places the organism in Eukaryota, Fungi, Ascomycota, Dothideomycetes, Dothideales, Saccotheciaceae. The record is from RefSeq and is a predicted model, not a curated record. Bases 343 to 1101 code for a protein of 252 amino acids.